AUUAAAAAAAAUACUGUUAAUUCAAGGCAAUAGUGUAUGAAUACUUCCGUUUUUCACGGUAGCGGUCAAAUGAUAAUACAAAAAUAUAGGGAACACUAGCUAGCAGAAAAAUAUUUGCACAUUUUUUAGGAAAAAAAUAAAAUAAUUUCACACCUUGCGACACCAAUUAAAGUAACGUAAGCUGCUUAAAAAUGCAUACGUUUCCGUUAGAAGCACACAGCCACAAGCCACUGAGGACUAUGCAAUGAAGACACUAACCUGAUCAUAUCUAGUAGCCUAGCUUUAACUGUAACUAAGAGUGAGAGAAACACAUGGUGGAUUCAGUGAUGGGCAGAUUUACUGGAUUGUACUAGAUUUACUGUGCAUGAAGUAAAGUAAUCGAGUGUUUGAUUGUUAUUGAUGCUAACAAUCGUACUGAACGAUUUACGGUGAAAAACAGAGAAAUGUCGAACACAAAGGAGUUUUUUCUUUCUGUUACACAACGAAUUUUCAGUAAUUGGACUGCGUUGAAGAUGGCAGUUGAACAUGGAAUGGGUUCGAAGGAAAGUGCGGUAGAUUUUUGUCCUUACAUGACAGAAGUAAUGUACAUGAAUGAGAAUUUAAACAGCAGUGAAAUUGCUAAUGAAUUGGAAGAUUACAUGGAUGAACACUUUAAUACUGAACUGGAAGACAAUAGUGCUACCCAAGUUGCAGAAGAGCUUUUGAGAUUCUUCCAUUAUUGUUGUGAGAAUAAUGAAAGUAUGGCAGUGACAGAACUCGAAAAAUUACCACCACUCCAAUCGUGGCUCCUUACAAGAACACCCAUAAGGAGGAUACAAAAUUCCUCGAUAAUUGAAAGUGAUAGUUCAGAAGAUGAAGAGGAAGUGCAUCAAGAUAUGCAGGUGGCAGAUGAGUGGACAGAAGUGAAAUCUAGGCAUAGAAAAUAACUGUUGCAGGAUAUGUAAAGGGGUAUCCUUGUAUUUGUUUUAUAUAAAAGAAUAUACAAACUACUGUCUUAUAGUAUUUAUGCAUUGAUCUUGUAAAUGCAAUUUAUAUACUAAGAUUUUGUAAUCAAAAUACUUAUCUAAGCAGUCUUUAGAUACUGUCAAAUCUUAUUUGGCAGUUCUAUUCUCUGAAUCUGCAAAGAAGAGAUCGUUAGAGUUUCCUAUAUUUUAUAAAAGCGUGUUUUGUAAGUACAUAGCAGUGCUUCUCACCUUUCUUAUUUCGAGUUAAAGAAACAGUACAGAAACCAUUGUGUUCUUGCGUAACACUCUCCUUUUUGACUUCGUUCAUUCUCUCUUCGGGGCCUAAUAUGCUUAAGAUUAUUGGUAAGAACAAUAGUCCGUGAAAUAGACCAAACAUUACAACACAUGUGAAUAACUGUAACAAUAAAGACCGUUAUGUAUGUAAUUAAAAUGUGAUAACUCGUGAAUAAAAGUUUUUAAUAUUA
Molecule: messenger RNA, 1429 nt
Organism: Megalopta genalis
Lineage: Eukaryota; Metazoa; Arthropoda; Insecta; Hymenoptera; Halictidae
Product: pre-rRNA-processing protein TSR2 homolog
Source: RefSeq, a predicted model, not a curated record